AUGCUUUUGUGUGGAAAUCAUUUUUCAUGUCUAAAUCUUAAGCUUCCAUUACAGCAAACAGACAAUCACGAAGUUUCUUUUAUGUGUGUUAAAUCUAAAGUACAACGAGAUAAAGAAUAUAAAAAACGAAUAACGAACAAUAAUAGUAAGCAUGGUGAAGGUUUCUUGCCCUCGCCAUUUCUUGGAUCAUUGAGUUCAGUAACAUUUUCCUUUCGCUGA
This is a messenger RNA of Clunio marinus, 219 nucleotides long. The record is from the annotation of a GenBank genome assembly. NCBI's taxonomy places the organism in Eukaryota, Metazoa, Arthropoda, Insecta, Diptera, Chironomidae.